This is a messenger RNA of Adineta steineri, 5358 nucleotides long. NCBI's taxonomy places the organism in Eukaryota, Metazoa, Rotifera, Eurotatoria, Adinetida, Adinetidae. The record is from the annotation of a GenBank genome assembly.
AUGCCAAUCAGUACCUAUCUACAAUCUCGUCUAGUAGUUGUUGAGACUAGCUUCCUUAAACUGAAUAUGUUUCAAACUGGUAUUCAAGAUGAAUCUAUUAUACGAAAUGAACGUCGAUCAACUAGACUAUUUUUAGUUCUUCUCAGUAUUUCAGUAUUCAUUAUCGGAUUCUAUUACUCACUCAUACAACAUAGACAAACCAUUCAAAUUCGAUCCCCAUCAAUUAUCGAAUAUUAUAAUUUACCAAAAGAAGUACCAUUACAAUGUCCUUGCACGAAUGCAGCAGUAAAAUAUGAAGAAUUUGUUCAUAUGGAACCUUUUUAUCAUCAAUUAUGUCGAAGUCAUUUUGUUUCUGAUCAAUUUAUUGAUCGACUCUACAGUCUCUACGAAAAAAAUUUGAAUACAUCGAUUCCAACUGACGUUCAUCGAAUAGCUGUAUUUCAAUUUCAAACACUUCGUACACUUUGUGAAUUAGCACAAAAAACAAUUAACGAUAAUCUUAAAACAUUUUUACAAAAUGGAUUUGUUCAAACACACGUCAUUGCUGAAGAAACACUUGAAACUCAAAUUACAUCAUUGAGAACAGAUUUUAUUAAUGUCACAUCAAAAACAUUUUUGAGAACAUUAAAGUUUAUUCAGAAUGUUACAGCACAAAGUUUAUUUAUGACUGGUGCUUCAGUAACUAGUGUUAGACCCCGAACGCAGUCUCGAAUGGGGUUUUUUGAGAAUCUUCCAUAUCCUGGAAUCAGUUAUACAUUUAAAGAUGGAUCUUCUUGCACAUGUUCAAGUUCAACUGCUAAUAACUGCAUGGGUUUGGCAACAUUGAAUAAUAAUGCUGUUUCUGGUUUUCAAACAGGUUGUUAUAUGUUAAGUGCACUUCUUCAUUCUACACUUGAAAUCUGCUACAAUGAAACAUUUGUCAACACUUUAACUAACUCUUUGAAUGAAUAUCAAAAACUCGAUGGUUCAGAUUCAUAUCCCACAGUUGAAGCAUUACUUAGUCAAAUGUUCAUUACUCAUUGGUCACAUAACACAUCUUUUGAGAGUUAUUUUAAGCAUUGUGCACCGAAUCUAUGCCAAUAUACACUAACUUCUCAACACAGUUUCUUGGUUAUUAUCAUAACAUUGAUCGGCUUUUUCGGUGGAUUAUCAUCAGUGUUAAAAAUCAUCGCACCUUUGAUAAUUACAGGCCUUUGGCCAAUUGUUUGGAAGUUUAUUACUAGACGACGACGAACGACAGUUAUACAAACCUCAGAAACAAACGUCAGUACAGUACUCUCCUUUGGCCAACGUCUAAAACGAUUCUUUGGAUUAAUUAAAAAAAAAUUGAUUGAUUUGAAUUUAUUUAAACGUGUCCCCCCAACGCAAGAUGAAAAUAUUCUUCGGCGAGAAUGUUACACUACACGGCUUUAUAUAAUUCUGUUAAUUAUAUCAUUUAUUAUUUUCACUAUUUUUACAUCUAUUGAACCACAAACAAUUCAUGUUACUUCUGAAACACUAUCACCAGAACAGUUUAAUCAACUUUAUCAGAAAUAUCCACAAAUACUUGAUUGUCCUUGUACUCAAACAACAAUUGACUAUCGAUUCAUUUGUAGCAUCAAACCACAAUAUCAUGAAGUAUGUUCAAGUAAAUUUGUCUUUCCCAAAUGGAUCAAUAUUGAAUUUGUUAACUCUUCGAUGCCAAAUUUAUCAACAGAGGAUUUUCGUUAUCAAUCUCAAUUUCAUUUUCAACUUUUAUCAACAUUAUGUCAAAUGGCUGAUGAAAUAGUUCAAGAUUCUCUACAAUCAUUCAAUCGAACUAAAUUUGUCACAAAUAAACUAAUAAAUAAUGAAUCAUUUAAAACGCAAAUCGAUUCAAUCGUGGAAGAUUUCAAGAAAAGUCUACCUCCAUUAUUUCAACGUGUAGUCCAAUUGAUAGAAACAAACUUUGAGAUUAAUCAAUUCAUUACACCAAUGAAUUCUGAAUUUGAUUGUGAUAAAGACGAUGACGAAGAAUCAAACACAUAUAUUCAUUUGAAGCCUUUUGCUUAUAAACUGAUAGGACAGCCGCUGUAUUUUGGGCACUUUAACUCAACCCAAAACUACACGUCAUUUUCCUCUACUGUUUUUGAAUUUUACCGACAGACGAUGAUAAAAGAAAAUGAAAUUAAGAACAUCAUUCCCGGAAUGGCACAAUCAUGGUUUCCUUUCCAAGCACUUUUGGUGUCAACAUUAGAAUGUUUUUAUAAUGAAACAUGUCUUUCUAACAUCACAAAAUAUAUUAACUCAACCCAAUUACCAAUUAACAUUACUACACUGAAAUUAUCAUCAUCAUUGAAUCAUAGUCAAUAUGAUCGAAUUGAAACAUUGGCUAAUGAUCUUUUUAUUCGAUCAUGGGAUAAUAAAAGUUCCUAUCAAUCAUAUUUUGAACAAUGUUAUCCAUUAACAUGCGAAUACAGUUAUAAAAGUCGAUUGAAUUUUAUUUAUAUUACAACAAAAAUUAUUGGCUUUAUGGGUGGUGUUAAUGUUGCUCUAUGUCUGUUAUUGCCAUUUAUUGUUAAAUUGUUGAUUAAACUUUGGAAUUCUAUUCUUCAGCGUCAACGAAAUAACUCCAGUACAGUAAGAUCAUUAAUAUCUACACGAACCCGAUUUUGGAAUUAUCUUCAAUCUCUUUGGAUAUCUAGUAAAAAAAAGAUUGAAGAAUUAAAUCUCUAUCCAAUUAUCCCACCAUCAACAGAUUCACAAAUUAUUCGUCGACGUCGACACAUGACUCGAAUCUAUUUAAUAUUAUUAAUUACAGCCUUCUUCAUUCUUAUUAUUUAUACAUCAUUGAACCAAGAAACAGUGACAGACUCAGUUCCAUAUCCAUCAUUAUCAAAAUACGAAGAAUUACUCGUUCAAUAUCCCAUAACAUUACAAUGUCCUUGUAAUCGUAUUACAAUCAAAUUCAAGGAGUUUAUCUCUCAAAUUGAACCUCAAUAUCAUGAGAUUUGUUCGAGUGUCUUCGUUUCACAAGAAUGGUUCGAUAGCAUGCCUGCUGACUCUCAAGAGCUACCAGAUGCAACGAUGAAAGAUGAUUUUCGUCACACACUUCGAAUGCAAUUUCAAACUUUGUUAACACUUUGUAGAGUCUCUCAAAACACAUUAAAUGCAUCGUUGUCAAUAUUCAAAGAGACUGAUUUGAUUACAACAUAUGCUAUUUCUCGUGCUGACUUCGACAAUCGAACAAAAACAGCAAUAGAACAGUUCAAAAGUACAACAUCCACUCAAUUUAUAGAAACAUUCAAGUUAAUUCAAGCAAUAAACCAUGCAAAUCAACUUGCCACGUUGUUUUACUCAAACUGGGUGUUCUUUCGAAAAUAUCCAGAUAAAUAUGCAGGUCCAUUUCUUAAAGAUGAACUAAUAAAUGUACUAACUCGACCAGAAAAGUAUGGAAUACAUAAUUGUUCAUGUGGAAUACAAUCAAAUUGUUCAAAACUAUCCGAAUUUCGAUUUGCGUUAGCAGAUAAACCUCUUCCGGGAUUUCUUCGUGGGUGUAUGAUGUUCGACUCUUUGUUGCAAUCGACGUUGACUUGUCUCUAUAAUAAGACAUGUCUUGGUUUUAUGCGAGCAUCUAUAUUGGAUUUUAAACCACUACCAGUUAAAGUUCUCUCAUAUUCUUCAUUAGCAAUGUCCAAUGCAACGAUUGAAACACUUCUUAAUCAAAUGUUUGUUUCUCAAUGGUUUGAGAAUACAUCAUUCGAGCGUUAUUUCAAUCAAUGUGCACCUCAAUCAUGUGAAUAUUCUUAUGUAUUAGAAUAUAAUUCGCUGUAUGUUAUAACAACAUUAAUUGCUCUCUUUGGUGGCUUGACAAAUGGACUACAUUUUCUUGUGAAAUUUCUAGCAAUUAUCGUAUACAAAAUCGUUGAUUGGCGAAAGAAGAAACGUCAAGUAGCGGCAAAUUUAACAUCAUCGGAUAUCAUUAUGAAUAAUGAAAAUAAUGAAGAGAUGAGUGACGCAGUUUCAAUUCCAAUAACGACGACAACAGUUCAGGUUAACAUUACUUCUGCCGAAGAACAGCGGCAUUCAGAAAAAAUGCGUCGAGAUCGAAGAAUGCUAAUUGGUUUAAUUCUGUUAAGUAUAGUUGCAAUAGAAAUAGUGUCAGUUAUUUUGUUUAUGACUCGAAAUAAAGAGCAGCAAAUGAUCUCAACAACCAUACAAACAAUUACAAAAACCAGUAGCAACUUCAUAUCAGAACCGACAUCAACAAAUAUUUGCCAUAUGACUUUGAAAUAUCAAUCUCAAACUUAUCCAACUGGUCCUAAUCCUGCAUCAUUCGUGACUAGUGAUUUUAAUCAUGAUGGCAUUGACGAUUUAGCUGUGACUAAUCCUGAGUCAGAUACAAUAAGUGUGUUAUUGGGAAAUAAUGAUGGAAAAUUUCAAACACGACAAAACUUUUCAACAGGAAAUGGAUCUCGUCCAAGACAAAUAGCAAUUGGUGAUUUUGAUAAUGAUACAUUCUUAGAUUUAGUUAUUUAUUUAGCUGCAACAAAUAAAAUAGUUAUUUUCUAUGGUUCUGGAUCAAACAAUCUAUUUAUUCCAUCAACUGACAUUUUUUUAUAUGGCCCAGAUUCCUUGAAAAUAGAUACGAUUGCAGUUGUUGAUAUCAAUAGUGAUGGUUUUGUUGAUAUAGUUGCUAGUUCUUAUAUUGAUGAAGGUUCUCGAUUCGAAAUUACUAGCGAUGUAAAUAUGGGCAACAGAUAUCACUUUAUAUUCAGACGAUGUUCGUGUGAGUUCAUCACGGGUACAGUCAUCUCAGUAGUCGUCGCGGAAUUGGAUAAUGAUGCAAGACGAAAUGAUAUGGCCUGGCUCAUCAGUGAUGGUCUCGUGUUAACUCGCAGUGCAUAUGAGGUCCGAGGUUACCUCGAACUCAAAGUUUUAGCAGAUGACAAAUUGUAUAAAGAUCCAUCGACUGUAGUUACAGGAAGAUUCAAUGACGAUGAAUUCGUCGAUUUGGCGUUGAUUUCUUCUCAAUCGGACACAUUACAAGUUUUACUUCGCUUUGAAGAUAAAAAGUUGUCGAAAUGGAAGAGUAUUCCGAUGAUUUAUUCCACAAAUCAUAAUCCGACAUCUAUUGCUCGAAUUAAUUUCAAUAAUGAUACAAUCGAUGAUUUAGCUAUAUUAAAUUGCAAUGGUACUGUAACAAUAUUUAUUGGCUCAAAUGAUGGACUUUUUGAACGAAAAGAUUUAUCUUUUGGAACUCAUGCAGGUUGCACUGAUAAAUGUUGUCAAUCAUUAAAAGUAGUUAAUUUGAAUCGAGAUGGAAGAGAUGAUCUAGUGUUUAUUGAUACAGGAAUGAAUAGCAUUCAGGUGGCUUUGAGUUUACCUUGCAAUGAAUAG